AUGCUGCGCAAGCUCGAUAAGAUACCGAGUGUAAAGGACACGGUCGAAUACUCGAAAGAGUAUAAGGGCGACAACACGAAUGGCGGUGAUUGUCUAGGUAUCCAGGAUUUCGCAGUAGAUAAGGAGGCAAGCAGGGGUCUCUGUGACGGCUUGCAUAUUUGUAGUGAAAAUUCGCCUGUUAAAUAG
This is a messenger RNA of Plasmopara halstedii, 186 nucleotides long. Its product is annotated as adenine phosphoribosyltransferase. The record is from RefSeq and is a predicted model, not a curated record. The transcript has 2 exons. Lineage: Eukaryota; Oomycota; Peronosporomycetes; Peronosporales; Peronosporaceae. Bases 1 to 186 code for a protein of 61 amino acids.